GCAGCAUUGCCGGCAUAAAAUAACAACUAUACUCACAUUUGUUAUUAUUGCUGCCAAAAGGUUCUGUAAACUGCAUUUAUUUUGAAAUCAUCUAUUGAAAAUGUCCCGCAAAGAGGCCCUGUCGCAGUUCAUCAAUCAGAUUCACGGUCGCCCCGUCGCCGUAAAGCUGAACAACGGCGUUGACUACCGAGGUGUGCUGGCCUGUCUGGAUGGCUACAUGAAUAUCUGCCUGGAGCAGACGGAGGAGUACGUGAACGGGCAGCUGAAGAAUAAAUACGGCGACGCUUUCAUCCGCGGCAACAAUGUCCUCUACAUUUCCACGCAGAAGCGGAGGGUCUGAAUACAGCACGGUCCAUAAAAAUAUAGUCAACUGGCAUGACACCAUGAAGUUCGUAGUUAGAGAGCUCUUUGAUUUCUCUGUUUCCUCCAGAGGGAACCUGCGACACCACAAGUGUUUCAUACUUCAAUAUUAAAGCUGAACCAACUUCUCAUCAUCCUGUAUACAAACCAAAAU
Messenger RNA from Drosophila mauritiana, 514 nucleotides. Its product is annotated as U6 snRNA-associated Sm-like protein LSm6. The transcript is spliced from 2 exons. Gene Ontology annotation, cellular component: U4/U6 x U5 tri-snRNP complex; sno(s)RNA-containing ribonucleoprotein complex; P-body. Gene Ontology annotation, biological process: mRNA splicing, via spliceosome; maturation of SSU-rRNA. The record is from RefSeq and is a predicted model, not a curated record. NCBI's taxonomy places the organism in Eukaryota, Metazoa, Arthropoda, Insecta, Diptera, Drosophilidae. Gene Ontology annotation, molecular function: RNA binding. Bases 101 to 340 code for a protein of 79 amino acids.